AGGUGGUCGACGACAUGGGCAACGUGAAGUUUGCGCUGGACACAGGCCCGGACACCCCCGGCAACAGCUGGCUCAAAUACGUCCGCUCUGCCCUGUCAUUUGAGGAGCAGAACCUUGCCGCCUGUCACCUCACUGGAGACCAGAUGUAUUAUAAAGCUGUCCGGGACAUUGAAGCAGGGGAGGAGCUCUUAGUGUAUAUGAAGGACGGUAUUUUCCCCGAGGGAUCCAUGGCACCCAACCUACAAGACGAGCAGAUGUACCGGUGUGAAGACUGUGAUGAGCUGUUCUCCUCAACACUUGAGCUGCGGCGGCACCAGAAGUAUUCAUGCACCAGUAGCGGCUCCAUCUUUGACACACUGAGAGAGGACUUCAAACAGGAGCGCGAGGACAGCGACGAGCCUAUCCACGAGUGUAAAGACUGUGAGAAGAUCUUCCCGAAUGAGUACAGUCUGGGCCAACACAUGAUAGUCCACACAGAGGAGAGGGAGUACAAAUGUGACCAGUGCCCCAAAGCCUUCAACUGGAAGUCCAACCUCAUCCGUCACCAGAUGUCACAUGACAGUGGCAAGCGUUUUGAGUGUGAAAACUGUGAUAAGGUACAGCAUACCCGGCACGUGUUCACAGAUCCUAGCAACCUUCAGCGUCAUAUCCGCUCCCAGCACGUGGGGGCACGCGCUCACACAUGUCCUGAGUGUGGCAAGACCUUUGCUACUUCGUCAGGCCUCAAGCAGCAUAAGCACAUCCACAGCAGUGUCAAACCCUUUAUCUGCCCUGAUGGGCUGUCUCCUUUUGUUCCCCCAGGCGAGGUGUGCCACAAAUCCUACACCCAGUUCUCCAAUCUCUGCCGCCACAAGCGCAUGCAUGCUGACUGCCGCACCCAGAUCAAGUGCAAGGACUGUGGACAGUUGUUCAGCACUACCUCCUCCCUCAACAAGCAUCGUCGCUUCUGUGAGGGCAAGAACCAUUAUGGCUCUCCAGCAGGGAUGUUCAACCCUGGCAUCCCCAUGAGCUCCAGUCCCAUCAUGGCUAAGAUAAAGUCCCACCACCCCCACCUUUCAGGUCUAAACCAGUCAGGUUUAGGCUUCACUGACUACUUUCCCUCCCGACCUCACCCUCACGCUGGCAUGCCCUUCUCCCAUGGACCCCAUGGCUUCCCAUCCCUCCCUCAUGGUUUUCCAGGUAUCUUCUCCCAAUCACUCUAUCCGCGACCACCUUUAUUGCCGGCUAGUUCGUUGCUAAAGAGCCCGAUGGGCGGUGGCAGUCAGGAGGUGAAACUUCCUCGGAGUCCCCUAGAUGCCCCUCCACUGUCCAUGGUUAGCUCCACAAACAGCAAUGGAGGAAACCGUUUGAGUCAGCUGGAAGACAAAGAAAAAGAGAACAAACUGGAUUUGUCUUCUGGAGAAGCCAAGACAAAAUCUAAGCUUGCAGACAUGUCUGAUGGUAGUGACCUCGAAGACGUUAAUACCACAAGUGGGACAGAUUUGGACACCACCACUGGUACGGCUUCAGGUGAUGGUUCUGACCUGGAGAGUGAUGGAGAGAGUGAACGUGAGCGAAGUGGUAAAAGAAGGAAGCAGUCUGAAGCCAUAUCAAGUCAGGAAGGCCACCAGUUAGAAGACAUGAACAGUGCGUUGAUAUCAGCCAUGUCUAGUUCUGGUAACUUCGCUAUUGAUCGUCCCUUUCUUUCAUCUGCAUCCCAUCACUCCUUCUUCCCUCCGCCUGAUGAGCAAGCCCUCCCGCCCACCCACACAAAUGCCAAUGCAGCCACCACAGAUUCCAUCAAAGCCAUCGCCUCUAUUGCUGAGAAAUAUUUUGGUCCAGGUUUGAUUGGUCUCCAUCAGGAGAAGAAAAUGGGUCCAUUGCCCUACCAUUCCAUGUUUCCCUUCCAGUUUCUACCCAACUUUCACAACUCCCUCUAUCCCUUCAGUGCUGAUCGAGGUGCCCUCAAUCCUAAUAUGUUCUUUAAGGCAGAGCCCAAGUCACCUCGCGAGCAGCUGCACAAGAUGGCUUCUGGUGCCCCAGGAGUUCCUGCUUCAUCAGGAGAGUCCGCAUUUGAUCUCACCACAAAGCCCAAGGAGACUAAGUUAGCUCCUCCCACCCCAACACACCCCUCAAACCCCAACAGUAGUACUGGGAGCAGUAGCGGACCUUCAGCAAAAUCUAGUGGUGAAGAACAGCCAUUGGACCUCAGCAUUGGCGGCCGGAGCCGAGGUGGUCAUAAUGGUGUGGCAGCUGAGCCACAUCAUAGAAAGAAUCACCUAUACGGAGUUGGAAAGGGGGUCUCCAUCAAGGACGAAAACCCAUCUGGGUUUCCUCAUCCCCAUUCCCAUUUGUUGCACCAAUCCUCCAUCGCCCAGCACCAGCAGCACCAUCCCCAGCCACACCAGCCUCCACCCCUGCACUACGCCAAGCCCUCCGCAUUCUUCAUGGACCCCAUAUACAGCAGGGUGGAAAAGAGGAAGCUACUCGACCCCGUGGGAGCUCUGAAGGAAAAAUUCCUCAGGCCCUCAGCACCACUCUUCCAUCCACAGAUGUCAGCCAUGGAGAACAUGACAGAGAAGCUGGAGAGCUUUGGUGCUCUGAAGCUGGACAUGCCACACAAUUCGCUUCAACACGCUCAUCCACUGUUCAAUUUCCGCUCCCCUCCACCUUCCCUCUCAGACGCCAUCCUCCGCAAAGGCAAAGAGCGUUACUCCUGCAGGUACUGUGGGAAAAUCUUUCCUCGUUCGGCAAACCUCACAAGACACUUGCGGACACACACAGGGGAACAACCCUACAGAUGUAAAUACUGUGACCGCUCAUUCAGCAUCUCAUCCAAUCUUCAACGCCACGUCCGCAACAUCCAUAACAAGGAGAAACCCUUCAAGUGUCACCUGUGCAACCGCUGCUUUGGUCAGCAAACCAACCUCGACCGCCAUCUCAAGAAGCACGAGCAUGAGAACAUUCCUGUGAGCCAACAGUCCGGGAUGCUUUCCAACCUGGGAACCACCAUCUCCUCUCCAAACUCCGAGCCAGAAAAUCAUGCACUUUUAGAUGAAAAGGAGGACUCAUACUUCUCAGAAAUCCGCAACUUCAUUUCCAACAGUGAGAUGAACCAGGCCUCAAGCUCCACAGAAAAGAGAUCAGACCAAGCCGAGGAGGAACGCCCACCCAGCCACAGUUUGUCCAACUCCAAGCUAGGGCUCCAGGGUCUGGAGGAGGAGGACGAGGAAGUGGAGGGCGAUGAUGAGGAAGAGGAGGAAGGCAGCCUGACAGAGAAGUCUCUCGACGAAGCGCCUGAGUCCCCAUCUCCUGUCACAACAGGAGUGUAUGAGGAAGACGAGGAGGAGGAAGAGACGGAGGCAGCUCCGUUAGCUAUGAGCUAUGAACACACUCGCAGGUGUAUAGACGAGGGCUCUCUCUUGGACCUCGAGGGUCUCCCCAGCUUUCCCAAGAGCCUGGAGGGGUUACGUAAAGCAGCCAGUGACGAGCAACCCUUUGAUGUUAAAGACAUAUUUAACACUUCACUAGAGUCGGAGGCAUUGAAAGAGACAUUGUACAGGCAGGCUAAAACCCAGGCUUAUGCAAUGAUGCUGUCCCUCUCGGAGAACAACCCUUUGCACGCGCCCUCCCAGAACUCUCUGGAUGCUUGGCUGAGCUUGGGAGGUGGACCGUCUGAGACGAGCAGCUUUCACCCGCUCAACCACAUAUAGACCAGAGAGAGUGAGCGAGACGAAGUGGGAGAUUGAGUAGGAGGAACGUUAGUUUCACAAAUGGAUGGAAACAAAAGACUGAGUGAACAUGAGUAAUAGAAACGUGGACGCCGGAGAAUAAUUCAGUGUCACAAACAUUUAAGAUAGAAAAAAUAUGUUUGUGAGCAUAUGUGUGUUCAUUUGAGAGCAUAUGUGUGUGUGUGUGUGUGUGUGUG
This is a messenger RNA of Notothenia coriiceps (black rockcod), 3907 nucleotides long. RefSeq names its product PR domain containing 16 (gene prdm16). The record is from RefSeq and is a predicted model, not a curated record. The coding region runs from base 15 to 3692 and encodes 1225 amino acids. Gene Ontology annotation, cellular component: nucleus. Lineage: Eukaryota; Metazoa; Chordata; Actinopteri; Perciformes; Nototheniidae. Gene Ontology annotation, molecular function: protein binding; RNA polymerase II cis-regulatory region sequence-specific DNA binding; DNA-binding transcription factor activity, RNA polymerase II-specific. Gene Ontology annotation, biological process: regulation of transcription by RNA polymerase II. The transcript has 14 exons.